Messenger RNA from Aphidius gifuensis, 2666 nucleotides. It is a transcript of the gene SMSr, whose product is annotated as sphingomyelin synthase-related 1. Gene Ontology annotation, biological process: ceramide biosynthetic process. The transcript has 6 exons. Gene Ontology annotation, molecular function: ceramide cholinephosphotransferase activity; sphingomyelin synthase activity; protein binding. The record is from RefSeq and is a predicted model, not a curated record. Lineage: Eukaryota; Metazoa; Arthropoda; Insecta; Hymenoptera; Braconidae. Bases 705 to 2036 code for a protein of 443 amino acids. Gene Ontology annotation, cellular component: endoplasmic reticulum membrane; Golgi membrane.
GAGAGAUAAAAAGAAUUUUUCUCGCUUUUUUUUUUUUUUGUUUAAAAUUCAAUGAGUAUUUUUUAUCUCAAACGUCACAAAUACAGCAAGUAUAAAUACAAGUUGUCAGUGAUAAUUGUCUCAUUGUUUCAACGCAAUUACUCAUCGAGUGAUAAAUACUCAAGAACAAUUAAAAAAUAAAACAACACGAGGAAUAUAUAUUUAAUUGUUUGUGAUAAUAACAAGUCCUUAUCAGUUUUUUUUUUUGAUACCUUUUGGGAUAUGGCUGACAUAUAUUAUUCCCUCAAGUGUUAAGUUUAUCAAUAAUUACAAAAAAGAAUUACAAACUCUUCAACAAUAGAAAAAGAAAAAAAAACUAUUCAUAAAACAGAAUAUUUAAUAAUUUAUUUAUCAAUGAAUGACGUAAAUUAAUUUUUUAAUUAUUUAUUAAUCAUUGUGCAAAUUAAUUUACAAAACAAAAGGAUAUUGUCACACAAUGGGCUGACAAAAAUGAAUUUUAAAAAUUCAUUUUUUUAUUAGAAAAAAAAAAACCAAAAAUUAAAAUGUAAUUUUUGUGUUAAAGAGCAAAAUAUUUCUAUGAAUUUUAAUUAAUUUUAUUGUGUUUAUAUGAAUAAUAUAUUUAUGUAAAUUAAAUAACAAAAAAAAGGUGUAUUGUCAAUUUUAAAUAUUAAUAGUCAAUAGAAAAAAAAUUAUUAUAAAUUAAAAUGGCAAAAAAUUUACCAAAAAGAGUUAUUGAGUGGUCAAAUGAUGAUGUUGUCAAGUGGCUUAAAGAUAGUGGUAAUUUAUCAUGUGUUAAUCAAUUUAUGGAACAUGAUAUUGAUGGUAAAUCAUUAUUGACAUUAAAAGAAGAUGAUUUAAAAAUAAAUGGUUUAAAUAUUAAAAAAAUUGGUGAUGUUAAAAGACUAUAUAUUAGUAUUAAAAAAUUACAAAAAGAUAAUAUGUCAGUAUUAUUUGAACUUGGACAAAUUGAAUUAUUUACAACAAAUAAUUUUUAUACAAAUAAUAAAAAUGAGUUACCAAGCAUAACAACAAACAACACUGAAAGUUCAAUUGAUCAUGAACUUUAUUCAGCAUCAGAUGAUGGACAUGCAUCACAAUUACCACCAGAAAUAUUUAAAGCAUUAUUAAGUCUUGGAUAUUUAUUUAUUGUAACAUGGAUAACAGCAUUUGUCAUGGUUAUUGUACAUGAUCGUGUACCUGAUAUGAAAAAAUAUCCACCAUUACCAGAUAUUUUUUUAGACAAUGUACCACAUAUACCAUGGGCAUUUGAUAUGUGUGAAGUAACUGGUACACUAUUAUUUGCAAUUUGGUUACUUGUAUUGAUAUUUCAUAAAUACAGAUUUAUUUUAUUGAGACGUUUUUUUGCACUAUCUGGAACUGUCUUCCUAUUGAGAUGUGUGACAAUGCUGAUAACGUCAUUGUCUGUACCUGGUGCACAUUUACAAUGUCAACCAAGAACACGACCAGAUGAACCAUGGACAACAACUGCUUAUGGUGAAUUGUACAAUAAAAUUUCCAUGGCUUAUGUUAUUUGGCGUGGUGCUGGUUUGUCAAUUCAAGGUGUUAGAACAUGUGGUGAUUAUAUGUUUAGUGGUCAUACUGUUGCAUUGACAAUGUUAAAUUUUUUUAUAACUGAAUAUACACCAAGACCUUUUUAUUUUCUUCAUACAUUUACUUGGAUGUUAAAUAUGUUUGGUAUAUUUUUUAUUCUUGCUGCACAUGAACAUUAUUCAAUUGAUGUAUUUGUUGCAUUUUAUAUAACGUCAAGAUUAUUUCUUUAUUAUCAUACAUUGGCUAAUAAUCAAGCAUUGAUGCAACGUGAUUCAAAUAGAACUAGAAUAUGGUUUCCAUUAUUUAGCUUUUUUGAAUCAACUGUUGAUGGAAUUGUACCGAAUGAAUAUGAAUCACCAUCACUUAUAAUAUAUAAUAUUGCAUCUUCAUUUAAUGAUGCUGGUAAUUUGUUGAGAAAAAAAUUAAAUUUACAUAAAAAACAAUUUCUCGUUGAUAAUAUUAGUAAAAAAAAAAAAAAACUUUAAAACAACGUUAAAUAUUAAUCAAAAAUUUAGGAACAAUUACUUUUUUUUUUUUUUUUUUUUUAUUUUAAUUUAGAAAAAUUACAUUAUUUUAAUUUAGAAAAAUUUAUUUAAAGAACAAAAAAUUUGUCUCAAAUUAUUAAUUAAAUUAAUGAUGAUUUAAUUUGUAUAAAAAAAAAAAAAAUAUUAAUUAUUUUUGAGUUUUUUUUUUUGAGGCUUUUUAAUUUAAACAGAAGGCUUAUUAGUUUAUAAUAAAUAGAAAAAUAAAAAUUAACAUUUUCAUUGAAAAGAAAGAUUACAUGUUUAACUAUUUGCUAUUUUUAUAAAAAAAUAUAUAUAAAUAUGAAUUUAAUGUAACUAAAACAAAAAAAAUAAUGUUUAAUUGUUAAAUUAAUUUAAGAUACGUGAUUGAUUAGAAUUUUCAAAUUUAUAUUUCUUUUUUGUUUAGCUAUUAUUUUAAAAAUGUCUUCUGCCAUUUAUGAGAUUAAUCGCUGUUUUUUUUCUUCUUUUUUCAAUGGUUUUUGAUAAUGAUCUUGUUCUAUGCCCAAUGCUUUUAAUCCUAAGAUAAUAAUAAUAAUAGUUAUAAAAAAUAUACAAUAAAAGCUGAAAGAAUAAAUUUAUAAAUAAAAGAAA